Molecule: messenger RNA, 1276 nt
Organism: Pseudonaja textilis
Lineage: Eukaryota; Metazoa; Chordata; Lepidosauria; Squamata; Elapidae
Product: complement factor H-related protein 2-like
Biological process (GO): complement activation
Molecular function (GO): complement component C3b binding
Source: RefSeq, a predicted model, not a curated record
AAACCUUCCCAAGGACAGUAAUUGGGGUCAGUGAUUAAAAGCUCCAACUAUACAGUGUGGAUCUUGACAUUCUGAAAUACUGAUAUGCGCUGUUUUAGCUAUAUAAUUUUUGUCCUGUUAUGGACAAAUUGUGUUCUCCAGAAAGUAUCCCAGCAGAUGCAAGUUGCAUAUGAUGACUUGGUCAAUCUACUUACUGAGCCAGAGAUUCCAACAACUUGUGGUCCUCCACCUGCUAUUGGUAAUGCAAUGCUUCUAAGCAAUGGUAGACAGGAAUUUUUAUCAGGUGAAUCUGUGAUCUAUCAGUGCUACAGGCUGUAUGAAAUGGAGGGCACUCCAAUUGCGAUGUGUGAGAAUGGUCAUUGGAGAGGUGUUCCAAGAUGUGUUCAAACCUGCAGAGCUAAUCAAGCUGGCAUGGACCGUAACAAUAUUCAACUGAGGGGGCUUACUAAGUCAACUUCUUUGAGAGCAUCUGAUUAUUGGAUGGAGUUUGAGUGUAAACCAGGAUUUCGUAAGCAUCCAUUAUCAUCACCAUUUAUGAAACAAUGUGUAAAGGGACCAUGGGUGUAUCCCAGAUGUGUAUAAUAGAGUUAAAUAUUUCCUAAUUCAUCUAUACAAAAUUCACACAUAUUCUCAUAACUUUCUUCUUGUACGGUGGCAUGUAAUUGCCUGAGUUUAAGGUACUUUUAAAAAUCAGAAAUAAAUAAUACAGGGACAAAUUGUGUUGAUUCUUAUACUGCUUGCUGACAUUUCUUGCUAUUGGUGAUUAUUUGUGACCUCUUUGGUCUUUAGAAUGCUCAGAAGUGAAACUUCUGUGAUGUGUUAUUAUCUGCUCAGAAGUACAAGUACUAUUCAGGUUUCCCAUUUAAUCAUAAUUCCCCAUCCCUUCUUAAUAACUAAUGAUUUAUUAUUAUGUUGUGUACCAUCUGGAAAUCUCAUCUAAGGGAGGAAUUACAGUAUAUUACUCUGCCAAUUCAUCUUUCAACUGUAGACCAUUGUAAAAAUCCUAGUACAUAGAAACUGCUGUUCUCAGAAUAUAUGCUGUGGCAUUUCAGGUUUCCAUAGAAAACUGCAGGAUAUUUUAAAGGGAAACACAGUGAUAUUCAACAUCUGUAGUGCACAAACUAUUAAUCGAAAAUCACAAUUUUUCCUUAAAAAUUUAAAAUAUCCCACAGCACUCCUUUGUGAAUUCAUUGUUUCUGUUAAGCUCAUAGUUUUAGUAUUUAGUAUUUAUUUGAUUUGUCAAUCACUUACAAGAUACAGGUAUAAGAAUAAAUAU